AUGGAAGAAAAUACAGGUUCAUUCGCUUUCCAGCCAUCUGAGGAAACAAACAGGCCAAAUGAGUUCGGAUUCCAUCCCGCGGCCUUCGGGUACCUAGGAAACCGGGGCAUGACAUCAUCCGGCGGAAAGGAGACAGCAGCUCCUACGGCCUCUGUGAUGCUCCGGCUGAAAGCCCGUCUUCGACCCGGCAGCAGCUGUGCCGCGGUGCGGGGAGGACGGGACAACGGGGGCUGGGGCCGGGUGGCGGCGGAGCGGGCCGCGCACCGCAACGUGCUGCUGCUGGACGCCGGGGACCAGUACCAGGGCACGGUGUGGUUCUCCCGCUUCAAGGGCCGGGAGGUGGCCCACUUCAUGAACCUCCUGCGCUACGAUGCCAUGGCUUUGGGGAACCAUGAGUUUGAUGAAGGUGUGAGCGGAUUAUUGGAUCCUCUUCUUAAAAAUGCUAAUUUUACAAUCCUGAGUGCAAACAUUAAGGGGAAAACCCCAUUAGCAAAGGAAAUGAUGAAAUAUGUUAAUCCUUUUAAAAUAGUACAUUUUGACUCAGAAUCAGUAGGAAUUGUUGGCUACACUACAACGGAAACUUCUUUUCUUUCACAGCCAGGUGAUGAUGUAAUCUUUGAAGAUGAAAUUGAAGCAUUGCAAAUACAAGUGAAUAAACUUACUGCUAUGGGAGUGAACAAAAUAAUUGCUCUAGGACAUUCUGGUUUUACUGUGGACAAAACUAUUGCCCAAAAAGUGAAAGGAGUGGAUGUUGUAAUUGGAGGACACACAAACACAUUUCUCUAUACAGGUACCCCACCCUCUACUGAACAGCCAGAGGGCCCGUAUCCGUUCAUGGUUCACUCAGAUGAUGGGAGGAAGGUGCCAGUUGUACAAGCUUAUGCUUAUGGAAAAUAUCUUGGUUACUUAAAUGUUACAUUUGACAAGAAAGGAAAUGUUGUUGAAGCAGUUGGAAACCCCAUUCUGCUGGACAGCAGUGUUCCUGAAGAUGAGCACAUUAAAGAAGAAGUGGAAAAAUGGAGGAAAAACCUGGGGAGUUAUUCUAAAGAGAUUGGAAAAACUAGUGUUUACCUGAACGGUACAAGCCAAGCGUGCCGUUUCCAAGAAUGUAACAUGGGAAAUUUGCUUUGUGAUGCUGUGCUUUACGAGAAUGUCGCACAUCCGGAUAGAAAGUCCUGGAACCAUGUUUCAAUGUGCAUCCUGAAUGGAGGUGGGAUACGGUCACCCAUUGAUGAACAGAGCACUAACGGUAGCAUUACUGUGGAAGAUUUGCUGACUGUUUUGCCAUUUGGAGGUCGUUUUGAUUUGGUAAGGGUAAAAGGCUCCACUCUGAAAGAAGCUUUUGAGCACAGUGUGCACAGAUACGGAAGAGGAAGCGGAGAGCUGCUGCAGGUUGGAGGCAUCCAUGUGGUCUAUGAUCUCUCCAGAGACCCAGGAAGCAGAGUUAUUAGCCUAGAAGUGCUUUGCACAGCCUGCCGAGUCCCAGCCUACUUCCCGCUCCAGAUGGAUGAAAUAUACAAUGUGACUCUUCCAUCCUAUAUGUUAUUUGGAGGAGAUGGCUAUCAUAUGCUGAAAGACAAAAAUCUGGGAUACAGUAAAGGUGAACCUGAUAUUGAGGUUGUUUCCCGUUACCUCCAGAGAAUGAAGAGAGUUUACCCAGCAGUUGAAGGUCGAAUAAAAUUUUCUUCUGGAAGUCUUAUUGAAGGAAGUCUUACCCUGAUUUCUGUGUUGUUCACUGCAGCAUUCUUGCACGCCUGA
Nipponia nippon (crested ibis) is the source of this 1758-nucleotide messenger RNA. RefSeq names its product 5'-nucleotidase ecto (gene NT5E). The record is from RefSeq and is a predicted model, not a curated record. Gene Ontology annotation, biological process: AMP catabolic process. NCBI's taxonomy places the organism in Eukaryota, Metazoa, Chordata, Aves, Pelecaniformes, Threskiornithidae. Gene Ontology annotation, molecular function: 5'-nucleotidase activity; metal ion binding; nucleotide binding. Gene Ontology annotation, cellular component: plasma membrane.